CGUGGUUUAAUUUUAUUUAAGGAUAAAUAUAAAUAAUGAGGGACUCUAUAAUCUAGUAUUGAUUUAAGUUUUGCAAAAUAAAGUUCAAAUUCUUAAAACUUUUAACAAUCUAUAUACUUUUGUAACGCAAUUGUACAUACUUAAAAUAUUUAUUAUAAUGAAUCGAUUGUUGUUUAUUAUUGGAAUUUAUUUUGUGUCCAUUACUUCAGGGCAAUUGAAUCCAGAAAAUGAUAUUGCCGGAUUUACUUCGCCUAAACAACAAUGUGUUUGUGUUGAAUAUUUCAAAUGUAAAACGGGUGUAAAUCCAAAUGAACCUGCAAUUGAUGUCAGACUUGGUGAAAAAUGCACCAACAUCUUACAUGUAUGCUGCGAACCAGAAAAUCUACUCUCCAACCCAGAAACUCAUCCGAAUGCACGUCAUGUGAAAUGUGGUAAAAGUAAUCCAAAUGGUGUUGAAUUUCCUGUUGAUGAUACGAAAUAUAAUCAAACAAAAUUUGGUGAAUUUCCAUGGAUAGUUGGCUUGUUACAAGAACAACUUUAUGCUAAAACUAAUAAAACCAUAUUUGUUUAUCAAUGUGCGGGCUCUUUAAUUCAUCCUCAAGUGGUUUUAACUGCUGCGCAUUGUGUGAUGAAUCGAACGAUAAGUAAGUUACGUGUGAGAGCUGGCGAAUGGGAUACACAAACAACGAAUGAACUGUAUCCACAUCAAGAUCGUUACGUGAAUCGCAUCGUGAUGCAUGAUAGCUUCUACGCACCAGCGUUACAUAAUGAUGUUGCGUUAUUGUUUUUAACGAAACCGUUUAUGUUAGACGAACAUAUUGACACGGUGUGUAUACCAAAUAUUAAUAUUCGAUUUAACACAGACCAAUGUUAUGGAGCUGGUUGGGGUAAAAAUAAUUUCGGCGGUCGUUAUUCAGUUAUUUUAAAGAAGCUUCAUUUACCAUUAGUAGAACGUAUUGGUUGCUUAAAAGCCUUGCGUCGGACACGUUUAGGUUCACGGUUUCAAUUGCAUGAAAGUUUUAUAUGCGCUGGAGGUGAAUAUGAGAUUGAUAUGUGCAAAGGUGAUGGAGGAAGUCCGCUGGUAUGUGAAAUGCUCGAUCAGCCCGGACAUUUUCAACAAGUUGGUAUUGUUGCUUGGGGUAUUGGAUGUGGUGAACAAAAAUUACCAGCGGCAUAUGUUAAUGUUUUAUGGUUUAGAAGUUGGAUUGAUCAACAAAUGGCUUUAGUUGGUUUAAAUUCGUCCACUUAUACUUAUUAAAUAUACUAAUUGGACCGUGAGCCCAUCAUAAAACGAAAAUUUUAUGAUUCUUUUUGUCUUUUUGAGAAUUGAUAAAGGUAAGCACCAGUAAACAGCUUCAAAGAGUUCCGCCCCCAGUAGUAAAAAUCUACUAAUUAAGACCUUUUAUUUCUGAUCUAGUCGUUUAUGG
This is a messenger RNA of Chrysoperla carnea, 1427 nucleotides long. RefSeq names its product phenoloxidase-activating factor 2-like. Gene Ontology annotation, molecular function: serine-type endopeptidase activity. The record is from RefSeq and is a predicted model, not a curated record. Bases 158 to 1258 code for a protein of 366 amino acids. Gene Ontology annotation, biological process: proteolysis. Lineage: Eukaryota; Metazoa; Arthropoda; Insecta; Neuroptera; Chrysopidae. The transcript is spliced from 2 exons.